AUGAUCCAGUUGUUGUUCACGGUGGUGGGGGUGGAGGCCGGGGUGGUGGUGCUCCUCCUCAUCAAGACGCCGCUGCGGAAGCUGGUUCUGCUCAGCCUCGACCACCUGAAGCGGGGACGGGGCCCCGUCGCCGUCCGCACCGUGGCCGCCACACUCUUCGUCGUCCUCGUUUCGAGUCUCCACGGUAUAGUCAAGAUCCAGCGCCGUGCCGCGGGGGAAGAUGGCUUCGUUGGGCUCAACCCUACGGACCAGGUGCUUUGGAGCCGCCACUUGCUCGAGGCUUCCCUCAUGGGUAUGUAAUAUGUAUCUUCCGUGCCUGAUUUCCCGGAUUAUCACUUUUCCCUCUUCUGUGAUCCAGUGAUUGUACUAGAGAAUAUUGUGUUCUUAUAAUUGAGCUGAACUAUGGUGACCCCUGCAGCGUCCUAUGAUAGAUAUCUGAACGAUAUCGUGAACUGGGUAUUGAUGUCCAUCGUAGAUUUCCUAAACUCACAUCCCUCUCUCUGGCCUGAAGUCUCUGUGUGAGAGAUUUGCGAUCCUAUUUAUGAUCUCGGUGCUUUCAUCCGCCACUGAUCGCUUGUGUCCUUUCAGAUACAGGAUAUCAUAGGGUUUUUUUCCAUUUCAUGCCAAUAAGAAAUCCGUUCAAAACCAACUGUUUGAUAUAUCAAGUUGUUUGACCAUGAUUGUGGGAAAAAAACCUUAAAUUAAGGGUUAGGUUGUUGGUCAGUUUCCAUGUUGGUUAGGUUGCUGGUCAGUUUCCUAUUGUUGUCAGUGUCCACUGUCGAUUAGGUUCUUGGUCAUUUUCCUAUUGUUGGCCAGUUUCCUACUUUGGUUGAGUAUCCUAUAAUCGUGGGAUUCAACAUAGGUAGUUUUCUUUUUUUGAGGCCGAAUAAUUGUACAUAACCAACAAGUAUUCUAUGAAUCGAUAUGACAGAAAAUUUUCCUCUGUUUAUCCUUGUUUGUCUUUUUGAAUGGUCCCUGGUCAAGGUGUUUUGAUGUAAUCCAUUGUUGAAUUUGAGAAGGUUUUUAGGAGCUAUCAUCUGAUAGCUAUACGAUGGAAACUGAAUGCUAACUGAAGCUAAGGGCAGUUUAUGAUUGAUGCCGUUCUGAAUCAUUUAUCUAUUUCUGGAAUUUGAUUAUGCUAAUUUUCGUCCUGUAAAUCCUUGGUCUGUUAGGAUUUAAUAGAUAGAGGGAUAAGGGCAUACUUUCAUGAUAAAGAAAAAUUUUACAGUCAAUUUUGAUGCAUAUUUCUGAAAAUAUUUUUCAGUUAUCCUAAUUUUUUUUGUUACCUAUUUGGUUAUAGGAUGUUUUUUCUCAAGGCCAUAUGUUUUCCUGAGAACCUACAAGUUUUUUCUAGUUUCACUUUAGAUAUGAAAUAGUCUCUCUGACUUAUAAGGAAUUUUAAGGCAAUAAUAAGUAUCUGUUAUAUGUUUAAUCAUUAUAACUGUAGUGUGUACUUUACAAUUUUUCCCCAAAGUAUAAGAUUUCUAAGUUCACUACGGUUUUGAACUUUACCAGAAAACAGAGUGGAUAAUCUUUCAGCCGUAGUUUCCAUGGCUUGUACUGAGCUUGCAUAGCGUCUUGCAUGCAUCUUAAGAUUAUCCAAUAAUAUGUAGUCUGUAGUAACUUCGAUCAUUAUAGUUAUAGUACGUAUUCACAUCUUGGAUAAUAUCUUGGAUGCAUCUUAGGAUAAAAUUUUAUUAAAGCUGACCUCGACCUGUAUUCAUCAGUUGAAUUGGCACCUGUUCUUAACCUUCUACUCAAUUGAGAUCAUAUUGUCAUGCCUCGAUUUGGCCACUUAGAAAGUUGACAGUGGAUGAGACUAUAUUUGUGAUUCGCAUCAUUGAGCAGGAAUUUUCAGUUUCCUUCAGCUUCAGGUAGAAUACAUUUGAGUGAUUUCUGUCUUUCGAAAUUUCUAGUUAACAUCACUGUUAGUCAGUGUGUGGCUUUCAUCACUUUCUCUCGUACCAUUGCAUUUAGUUUUCUUAUUGAUUUGCUCCCUGUGAGUAUUUUGUCGUUUAUUUCUUAAUCUAGUACUAAAUGAUGUCCAAAUGUGAGCAAGAUUGUCCAUCUAACUCAUAACUGAGCUUUAGGAAAUUUCAUCUGCUUCCUUUUUCGAAGUGUCUGUUCAGGUGCAAUAUUUAUUUGGUGAACAUGAUUUAUCUUUUAGAUCAUAUUUUUAUCAACCGCACCAAACCUGAUAUGAUUAUAAAUUUGGACGUUAUUCCUCCUAUUCACUUAUCACAGUCAGUCAACAUUAAAGUUGCUCGAAUAGUAUUUUCUGUUUUCAUCAAUUUUUUGUACCUUACAGAAUUGAUUUUAGUGCAUUUCAACAGGAUACUGAUAUCAAUCUUCUCUGAGCAUCUUGAGGCUUUGAUAGACUCUACCUUCUAUUGCCACUUAUUUAUUAUGUUUUAAUGCUCUCUGAUAGUUUAGUUGUUCAUUUUUAUUACAAUAGCUCAUGCUUCUAUUUUAUGGGUAACAAUAGCUGUGCUAGUGUAGUUUUGUUUAGGAAUUUACAUAUGACAACUAUGCUGUGUUCAGGAAUUUUCUCUACAUUUUGCCCAAAUAUUUGUAAUUUCAUACGCAUUACAUUCUUAUCAAUAACUCCCUUUCAAUUGGCUAAGGUACUCGAAAUCUCUUUCUCUGUGAAAGUCUCGUUGUGAACUCAAUAUGAUUUCCAUUUUUCUUUAUUUUUCGAUUCAGAUCACACUUCAUAUAUGUUAUAUUGAUCGUUGAAACUUUAGUCUUUAUGAUACUUUUUCACAGUUCUAACUUAUUUUCUAACUCAUCCCAAGUCCUGCCCACCUUCUGCAUACUGUCUAUAAAAAUAACCUCCUCUAAGGCUGGCAGAGUAUAGUAAUCCAUAUUAGGUACAUGGAUGCACAUCAGAAACCAUCCCUUGAUGUAAACAACUGGUAUUAAGGAAAUUAUGUACACUAUUUUUCAUCAUUAUUUGUCCAUGAUAUCUAUCAGAUCUCAAGAAAGCAAUUUUUUUUUUUCUAGAGGCGAAAUGAGAUUUACUUUUAAGGUGGUGUUUUGUACUCUUUUCAUGAAGUGACGUUGACUUUGUAAUCACAUCCGAUUUUUGCCAUAGUGAAGUAGUGUCAUGCAGUGUUGGCAAGAUGUUCUUGUGCUACAGAUAUGAAAAAAAAAAAUGAGGAUUGCAAGGAAUAUCCGAAUUACUCCAUUUUUUAUUUUAAGGAAUUACCUGAUUUAGUCCAAGCCGAAAACAUAGGAUUUUUCCCUUUUGGAGUGGACCAGGAGGGGUGGUGCCCACGGAGAUUUUGAUUGGGUAUGGUUGGUGAGAUAAGAAGCCUUAGGAAGGACGGGAAAAAUGCUCGAGAGGGUUUGGGGGGUAGUUUUAAGGGAGAGAGAAUAAGCUUGUGCAAAGAAUGUUUAUAAGAUUUAGGUUGGAGAUGCUGAUAUUUGGCAGGUGCUCCUGACACUCGAUGGAAGUUUCUUGUUAGGACCCACCCAGUGCUUAGUCAUAUGACUACGCAUAAAGAUAUGAAAUAUGUUAUAUUGUACAAUCAUACUUAUCGUCUCUCUGGGUUGUGUAUUUAACUGUAAUUGCUUAUUUUAUUUAUGUCCAAUAAGCUAUUGUGAUUUGAUAGAGAGGUCUGAACCUCUCUAUUGAAGAUGUUAUUUGGGUAAAUUUCCCAGAAAACUAUUUUCAUUUUCCAGAAAAUUGGAAAAUUUCUUGCUCUGUUUGGGACCUCCAUGUCUUCACUUGAUGAUGGUCUUAGACGUAUGGUAGUGAGUUAAUUAACUUCUAUGGUUGCAUGUCGUGUCUACUUGGGUAAUGGUGUUAGGAUACAGUCACAGAAUCACUCAGUUCAAUGAAAUAGGGCCUUCUUUGCUGAAGUCAACAGAGAACCUUGAGGACAGGAUAGAGAGUUUUGAUAUAACUCAUUGUCGAACUCCAUUUUAUUCCUCUGUCAUGGAUACAGGAACAAGUGUAGCACAUUAUCCCAAAAAAAUAUUUAAUCAUCAUCCCUGCUCAUUGCUGUUUGUUUGAGAGACUUGCACUUCAAAGGAAUAAACUUGCAUAUGCUGUUUGAAAGUUUAAAUUAAUCUGAUCUACUAACGAGUACACUUUUCUUCACGUUGAGCGGUUUUUUGUUUCAAAUAUUGUUUUUUGCUAGAAUGAGGCAUCAGAUGCUCUAUUUGUCCAAAAACCAUCGUUCUCGUGAUGCCAGCCAUGAUUGAGUGACAACAGAUCUACGAAUUAUUAAAGUGGUCAAACUUUAGGUUUCUACUGUACAUCUAAUUAGCUUUUAUCUUUCCGUUUCUUCUUUGGAGGGUUUUGGCAUCGUAUUUAUUCCAUUGAUGUGACUCCUCCUCUGUGCAGGAUAUUCUCUAUUUCUUGCUCUGAUUAUUGAUCGAAUGCACCACUAUAUUAGAGAGCUUCGUGUUCUACGAAAGAGCGUGGAAGCUGUAACAAAACAGAGUAGAAUGGCGGAGGAGGGAAAGAACGGAGCUGUGGACCAGCUCAAGGCACGUGAACAGGAAAUCACUCAAUUGAAGGCGACGAUUUCGAGUCUGCGAUCAGAGUCCGAAUCCACAAUGAAGGAGGUGAAGGCUGCAGAAGCUAACGCUCUAGCUCUGAGGAAGCAGUCAGAAGGUUUCCUUCUUGAGUAUGACCGCUUAUUGGAGGAGAACCAGAACCUACGAAACCAGCUGCAGUCGAUCGAUCAGCGGUUAUCACGCUCUGACAGCAAGAAAAACUCAUAA
Messenger RNA from Spirodela intermedia, 4734 nucleotides. The record is from the annotation of a GenBank genome assembly. NCBI's taxonomy places the organism in Eukaryota, Viridiplantae, Streptophyta, Magnoliopsida, Alismatales, Araceae.